Messenger RNA from Dermacentor andersoni, 1851 nucleotides. RefSeq names its product diamine acetyltransferase 1-like. The record is from RefSeq and is a predicted model, not a curated record. Gene Ontology annotation, molecular function: N-acetyltransferase activity. Lineage: Eukaryota; Metazoa; Arthropoda; Arachnida; Ixodida; Ixodidae.
GGGCAAAAGAAGAAUUAUGAACAAUGAUGUGCCACUGACACCUAGGCUCUACAUCUACAUUUAUGAUGCGCACCAGAAAUGUACCAGUUGCGCGUGUGGGCAUGCGAAGGGAAGAAGGAAGAAGAGCAAGCGCAGGCAGGUGGUGGCAUGGAAGGUGGCGGCGGCAGCUCCGGGGGCGGCGGUGCCGGAGGGGCCGAAGGAGCCGGCGGUGCCGCCAAGGCGCCAGCCGAGGGCCCCAGCACCUACCUGGAGGAGUCGGCCGUGCGCCGGGCCGAGCCUCAGGACUGCCCCACCAUAAUGCGCUUCGUGCACGCCCUGGCGCACUUCCACAACACGCCCGAUGCCGUGCACAUCAACCUGCAGCAGCUCGAGCACGCCAUGUUCAAGAGUCACCCUCGCGAGCUGUGGGCCUUCCUCGCCACCAUCCGGCGCCAGGACACCGGCAAAGCGAUGGUGGAGGCCGAAGAGGCACCCGCCGGCAUGGUCACCUUCCACUACCGCUACUCGGCGGCGCUGGGUGGCCGCAUCCUCUACAUCGAGGACCUGUUCGUCUCGGAGGAGUGUCGCGGACGCGGACUGGGCGUCGCCCUGCUGCGCGCCGCCUGCGAACAGGCGCUGCGGGACACCUGCCGGGUCGUCCAGUUCAAGGUGCACAAGGACAACAAGGGAGCUCAGAGACUCUACUUGAAAAACGGUGCAUUGGACAAGAGCGAGGCGGGGGAGGUGCGCCUCUUCUCCUUCGACCGGGACAGCCGCUUCCCACAUCUGGAGGAGAAGGAGAAAGCCCGCUAAGGGUCCUGGCCCGUCUUCUGGAGCCGGGGACGCCGCUGAUCUCGCGCUCUUCGAACCUUUGGGGUUACGUGCGUGCAACCGAUCGGAGCAGUUGGAAUGCGAAAUUAAAACGAACCUUAGUAGCCGAGCACUAUUACGUGUGGCUAUGUCUCUGUGUUGCUUUCCUAUGUACUAUUUUACUUUCUUUUCGCCAUAACAACAUUUACUAUAACUUUUCUGAUGACAGUAAUCCAGGCACAAGGAGCCCGGCUACACCAAGACAUGGCGUGGCUGCCCGUGCGUUAUAUACGGAGUGGCUCACAGGUAACUUUUUGUCGGUGCAUGGUUGUCUGGUUUAUGCACAUUUUAUUUUUGUCGGGAGAGGGAGGGGGGUUAUAAUGAAUGUGGACCACAGGUAGAAUCUUCAACUGACAGUAUGUAACUUUCUCGUCUCUUAUAUGUCGCGCCUUUGAUGUCACCAGAAACCUAGUUAUCAGGAGUUUUUUUUUUUUUUUGACAAAUGAGGCCCUGGAGUCUAGGCUCCGAGUCUACUUGUCCGUUACGCAUUUUGAAUAUACCUUCUGUCAUCAUCGUUCUUGUUUCCUUGAGAAAUGGCGCAACGCACUCACCGUCACACAUAUAGUUGCUCUUUGUUUUCCUCCUCUUUCUCCCUCAGAACAGAGUAGCUGGAUAAAUUAAGGUGCCUCAGGACGAACUCUAUGUCUUUGUAAUUAGGUUUUUCUCUCUGUGAGUGUAUUUUUUCUCUUUAUUGUCAGGCGACAGUGGGUAGCUAUGGGAUGGUGGAAGGAGUGGGACACUUAGUAUUUCGAUUUCUAACAGAGAGCCACAGCAUUGACUGGCCUCUCAACAAAGGGCAUGACUUUGGGUCAUUUUUUGUCUAAUGACGGCUGCCGCGCUCGACAAGCGAUGCUCGACCACCCACUGUAAGUAGACCCAACUUGUUUGCUCUCUUACAAAACUAUUACCACUACAUGUGGCCCAAAAGCACAGUAGCCUUGUAUGUACUUGUCUAACUACUUGCUUUAUUACAUCAAAACCGCAGGCAUAACUGAAGGUUUU